Messenger RNA from Pezoporus flaviventris, 1485 nucleotides. RefSeq names its product FH2 domain-containing protein 1-like. Bases 1 to 1452 code for a protein of 483 amino acids. The transcript is spliced from 9 exons. Lineage: Eukaryota; Metazoa; Chordata; Aves; Psittaciformes; Psittacidae. The record is from RefSeq and is a predicted model, not a curated record.
AUGGGCUCUCCGGUGCCGCCGCCCCCGCCGGUGCCGCCGCCGGUGCCGCCGCCCCCCCCAGCGCUGUCGCCGGGUGCGCGGCUGCGGGCGCUGCACUGGGAGCCGGUCCCCGCCUGGCGGGUGCGGGGCCGCCGCUCGGUCUGGGCCCCGCCGCCCGCGCUGCUCCCGCCGCUGGACUUGCCCCGGCUCCGGGCGCUGUUCCGGGAGCCCCGCGGGGUCGCCCCGGGGCAGCGCCCGGCGCCCGCGGCCGCGCUGCUGGAGCACAAGCGGAGCCUCGCCCUCGGCGUCUUCCUCAAGCAGCUCAAGCGCCCCGUCGAGCAGGUAGUGAGGGACAUCGAGGAGGGCGUCGGGGCUCCCUAUGGGGCAGAGAAGCUUCUGGAGCUGUCCCGGCUGCUGCCCAGCGCCGCGGAGGUCGCCCGGCUGGGAGCGCACCUCGGUAGUCCCCGGCAGCUCCCCGAGCCCGAGCGCUUCAUGGUGCUGCUGACCCGGGUGCCCAGCUACGCCCAGCGCCUGGAGCUGCUGGUGCUGCAGGAGGAGUUCUCCCCGCGGCUCCGCGCCCUCCGCGGCUCCAUCCAGACCCUGGCGGCCGCCGGUGCCGAGCUGAUGGAGUGUGAGGAGCUGCACCGCAUCCUGCACCUCAUCCUGAGCGCCGGCAACCACCUGAACGCGGGGGGCUACGCCGGCAGCGCCGCCGGCUUCCGCCUCGCCUCGCUGCUCAAGCUCCCCGACACCAAGGGCAACGAGCCCGGCAUGGACCUGCUGCACUUCGUGGCCAUGGAAGCGGCCCGGAUGGACCGGACCCUGCUGGACUUCCCGGACAAGCUGCGCCACGUGGGCCUGGCCUCGCGCAUCGACGCGGCCGAGGUGGAGCGGGAGCUGCGGCGGCUCGCGGGGCGGCUCGCGGGGGCGCGCGGGCUGAGCGCGGCGGCGCCGUUCCUGCGCGCGGCCGAGGAGGAGCUGCGCGCGGCCUGGCGCGCCCUGGAGCAGCAGCAGCGCGCGGCCGCCGCCACGCUCGACUUCUUCUGCGAGGAGGCGGCGGCGGGCGCGCUCCCGGCGCUCUGCUCCGUCCUGCACCGCUUCGCGCUCGCUCUGCGCGCGGCCGCGGGCGACAACGGCCGCCGGGAGCAGGCGCAGCGCCGGCGGCUGCAGCUGGAGCGCGGGAAGCGCCACUCCAUCGCCGCCUGCUCCGCGCCCCCCGACACCGGCGCCCCGCGCCGCGCCCCGCUCACCCCGCAGCCCCCGCGCCGCGGCUCCGAGCCCGCCCCGCCCCAGCAGGACCCGCCCGUUCCCGCGCCGCUGCCCCCGGCCGGUGCUGCUGUUGGGGCGCUCCCGCUCGGCCCCAGCCCCGAGCCGCCCCCCUCGGCCCCGGCCGCCCCCCGCCAGGGCUGGGCCGUGCUGCGCCUCCUGCGGCGCCUGGCGGCGGGGCCGGGCCGCGGGGCCCCCCCGAGCUGAGCCCGCGCUGUUUCCCUGUCCCGUGUCCGUCCC